GGCGGGCCGAGGCCUGGCGUGCCAGAGGGGGGCCGGCUCCCCCGCCACACCGGGGCGCUGGGGGAGCUGUCCCCUCCGCCCGCCGGCAGGGCCCGGGGACGCUGCUCCGCCCCGCGAGCACCCGCCCCGGCCGGUAGCGGCCCCGCCGCCCCGCCCGGCACACCUAGGCCCCGCCCCUGGCGACCUGCCGGUGCGGCGCGGCACAGCGCGGGCCGGGCCCGGGAUCGGCGGCUAAUAACCUACACAGAAAGUGAGACUGAAUAACACGCAUGUAUGCUGGUUACCGGAGGAAAGCCUGAAGGACAUCCUGUUUUGAUUUAGCAGUGUUAUUAUUCUUUGGGGUGAAAUGGGGAAUUUGAUUCUGUUUUGGAAACACUCAUGUUUCUAUUGCAACUGAACUUCAGUAGCUUUUUUUGCAGUACAGAUUUCAACAAAUUAAUUUUCCUUAAAGGUGCAGAACCUGUCACUAGGUCAAAGUCUUACUGAUACAGACACAUUGCACCGAAUGUCUCUAAAAAACCUGGCAGUUGAAGUAGGUGGUACGUCUUUUGAUGAAAGUGACUAUAACCUGAAUGGAAGGACAAUUAACAAAGAAAGUACUAAUCUUGAAGUCAUGCAGCAAAGCCUCCCUGUAGGGAACAGCAAAGGGAGAAGUUCUGAGGGGUUUUCUGAGAGCAGUUAUAGUACCUCAGAACCCAGCGGUUCCUGGGGUGAUUUUGAAGGCUUCGAGGAGUCCGUGGGUGAGUCAGAGAGAUUCAGUCAUAAUCUUGAAAUUUUGGUGAAGUCAACAAAAACUUCUGGAGUUGAUAGAGACUUAAGCAGCGGACACUGUAGCGCUAAUACUGAUCACGUUUGUUCUGAGCCAUCUCUACACAGUGUGAUACAGGAGGCUUCAAGCUCUCCAAAUGAGGCAAGCCAGAGCUGUGAGGAUGUAUUUAAGUUGAGCUUUCCAGAAGUCUUUGUAUCACAGUCCAGAGAGAGCGUAAGAAGCUUAGAUCAAGUACUUGAUACAAAUAAUGAAGAUGUUGGGAUUCCUGAACUUACGGAGAAUCAACUUUGCACUGAUUCUGGAAACAUAUGGAGAACACUUAGAGACUUUUAUAAUGCUCCCAGUUUAAGACAUCCCUGGAGUAAAUCUCAUUGCCAAGAAAACCUCUUGAGUGUUCUUGGAAUAGAUGCAAAUCAAAAGGACUUUUUGGAGAAACAGGGUGACAUUUUUGAGGAAUCAAAUGUUAAAGAUAUUGAGGACUUCAGAUUUGAUGGAUUCAGUAUUAAUGACUGCAAAGCACUGAUCCAGACCAAGCUGUCUGUAUCACCAGAUUCCAGACAUGGUCAUCUUUUUACCUGUGACCUCUUCUUGAAAACCACAUCAUCAAAUGGGAACAUGCAGUAUAUCACAACCCCAAGGAAGAAGCACAUUUUUGCUGCAUGCAACCUAAAAAUGAAAUUUUUCCAGUAGUGAUGUUUGUUGAACCAAAUGCACUUUUUAAUUAUUUUGUUUUCUUUUUGAACUGAAUGCAGUUUACCUUCAUUUUGUUACUAGCUUGGUACUGUAGACUACACGUGUUCUUUAGGAAAGUGACAUAUUACUGUAUAUGAGGUUCCUAAAGCCAUGUUACUAGAAGAUAUUUAGCUGUGAAGUCAAAGGUGUAAUUUUGCCCUACUAAGUUUUGCUGCAGUCAUGUCUCUUGCAGUAAAUCCCACUGCAGUCAUGCUUUAAGGGUACUGCAGUGGACCUGAACUACUGACCUUUCGGGCCUUAAUGCCUCUGAUCAAAAACCUCCUUUCCCUGCCAAAAUCUAAACGCAGCUCAGGUGCGUUGUCAGGUGUGCCUUGUCACCAUCACUCCUUCUAUUUGGUCCCAUUUGGAUCAGCUGAGAUCUGUUACUUCACCACUGCUGAAUGUAACAAGAGGAGCUGUCUACAUAUGGUGGCUUUCAUUGAGCCUUAGUCGAACAAAACUGUUUUAACUUCUGAUAAAGCCUGCUGUGGUGAUUUGGGUAGAGUCAGUGAAACGUUUUGCUCUGGCAUAGGUUUCUAACUGAAAUAAAUCGCCUCUCUGAAGCUGACAUUAACAGUACUUCUUGGAUUCAUUCAGCUACCAAACACCUCCACCCCGCACAGCCACACUUGUUAAAGCCUAGCAGGGGUGUAGCUCAGGACUUGCACCGCACAAGGCUGCAAAUUGCUGCCCUUUUAAAAUUUUAUAGUAACUAUCAACUGUGUCGCCCAUCUUUCUGCGUGCUUGAGUGCCAGAGGGGAUGCACGUCACUGUCAUCCAUGUAAUCCAUGGUACUUCCUUGCCAACUGCAGCAUCUUUAUUUAUUCACUGGUAAUAACUUUUACGCAGGUUACUAACCUAUUUACUCCUUUGGCCAUUCUGAAUGUGAGAAUUUUGUAUGGCUUUUAAAGAGUUCCUGAGCACUGCAAAUGAUAUUUUAUGUGUUAAAAGCAGGGAAUAAACCUGAAUAUUCCAAAA
Strigops habroptila (Kakapo) is the source of this 2479-nucleotide messenger RNA. It is a transcript of the gene CLBA1, whose product is annotated as clathrin binding box of aftiphilin containing 1. NCBI's taxonomy places the organism in Eukaryota, Metazoa, Chordata, Aves, Psittaciformes, Psittacidae. The coding region runs from base 506 to 1459 and encodes 317 amino acids. Gene Ontology annotation, biological process: intracellular transport. Gene Ontology annotation, molecular function: clathrin binding. Gene Ontology annotation, cellular component: AP-1 adaptor complex; trans-Golgi network membrane. The record is from RefSeq and is a predicted model, not a curated record. The transcript has 6 exons.